Messenger RNA from Hansenula anomala, 798 nucleotides. Its product is annotated as serine/threonine-protein kinase. The annotation marks the transcript as partial. Gene Ontology annotation, biological process: intracellular signal transduction; protein phosphorylation. The transcript has a single exon. The record is from RefSeq and is a predicted model, not a curated record. Gene Ontology annotation, cellular component: cytoplasm. NCBI's taxonomy places the organism in Eukaryota, Fungi, Ascomycota, Saccharomycetes, Phaffomycetales, Wickerhamomycetaceae. Gene Ontology annotation, molecular function: ATP binding; protein serine/threonine kinase activity.
CAUGUUGGUCCUUGGAAAUUAGGUAGAACUUUAGGUAGAGGUUCAACUGGUCGUGUUAGAUUGGCUAAACAUUCAGAAACUGGUCAAUUGGCGGCCGUUAAAAUUGUUCCAAAGUCUAAAUUUCAAAAAAAUGAAAAUGGUCAAGAAUCAAAUACUGGUGCUUCACCUUAUGGUAUUGAAAGGGAAAUCAUUAUAAUGAAGUUAAUUUCUCAUGAAAAUGUUAUGGGGUUAUAUGAUGUUUGGGAAAAUAAAGGUGAAUUAUAUCUAGUCUUGGAAUAUGUUGAAGGUGGUGAAUUAUUUGAUUAUUUGAUUAAAAAAGGUAGAUUACAAGAAAAAGAAGCUAUUCAUUAUUUCCAACAAAUUAUUAAUGGUGUUAGUUAUUGUCAUCAAUUUAACAUUUGUCAUAGAGACUUAAAACCUGAAAAUUUACUACUGGAUAAAAACUUAAAUAUCAAGAUUGCAGAUUUUGGUAUGGCUGCAUUGGAAAUUAAUUCAAAAUUAUUAGAAACAAGUUGUGGUUCUCCUCAUUAUGCUUCACCAGAAAUCGUUACAGGUAAAAAUUAUCAUGGUUCUCCAAGUGAUGUUUGGUCUUGUGGUAUUAUUUUAUUUGCUCUAUUAACUGGUCAUUUACCAUUUGAUGAUGAAAAUAUUAGAAAAUUGUUGAUUAAAGUACAAACUGGGAAAUUUAUUAUGCCAAAUUAUCUAAGUAAAGAUGCUAAAGAUUUGAUUUGGAAAAUGUUGAAAGUUAAUCCAAUGGAGAGAAUUAAGAUUCAAGAUAUUUUAAAACAUCCAUUAUUG